AUGAAGAGCAUGGAGCUGACCUUGUUUCCCCAACAGCCUAACGGGCGUCUUGAAGAGAGUUUUUGGAACGGAACCCUACUGCCUAUCCUCGAUGAGCAGGGCAAAGUAAACGGCUUUUACAACCGGGCAACCGAGAUUACCAAUGAAAAGGUGAGGGAAAGGAGGUCGAAGAUGCUUUACUCAAUCAGCGCACCGCCAACAGAUCCGAAUGGGUCGGUUUGGGAGCAUCUUUUCCAAGCCUUGAAAGAGAACCCACAUGACUUCCCCAUGGCUUUCGCAUACUCGGCUGAAGAUGAUACCUCAUCUUGCAAGCUGACUUUACAACAAUCGUUGGGAUUACCGCCAGGUGGACAUCCUCUGGUUCCCAAGUACGUGGAUAUUUACGAAGGGUCCGCAGGAUUUCUAUUCUAUUAUCGCCGAUUGAAAGCCACAAAUAAACCGAUUAUACUCCAUCAUCUGGACAACACCCUCCCUAGAAAAUUCCUGGAAGGGUUCGAUUGGCGUGGCUACGGUGAUACCCCAAUAUCCAUGGCACUGAUACCUGUUUCUGUCAGCAGCAGACUGCUGGGUGUGGUCGUGUUUGGCCUCAAUCCGAGGAGAAACUAUCAGAAAGAAGAUGAAGCUUUCAUACAAUCCUUGUGUCGACAAGCAUCUGCCACCAUUGCCUUUGCUGUCGACCGUGAAGAAGCAUAUGAGCGCGCUGAAAGACUCACUCUACAGCUUCAAGAAAGGGAGCGGCAGAUCAGAGAGAUUGCUGAACAUGGCCCAGUGGGUAUGAUUCGUCUUACUCCUGCCGGAAAUAUCAUAUGGGCCAAUCGACAGUACUACGAGAUGACUGGUCACUCCCUCGAAGACAGAUACGAGUUUUCUUUCCUUGAGCCUCUCCAUCCCAGUGAAAAAGACCAUAUGAUGGGAGUGUGGCACGAACUGCUCAAGGAUCUUCAGCCCGUCAGCCAGGAGCUGCGACUACGAAAAACGUGGCAGCCUCCAGCUACUGCUGGAAAUCCAUGUCCGAGCGAAGAAUCUUGUUGGUUGAUGCUACAUGCAUUCCCAACUCUCGAGGAUGGAAAGGUCAAAAGCAUUGUCUGCUGUGUCACAGACAUUAGCAAAACCAAGUGGACAGAAGAAGUUCAGAGUCGCCUGGCUCUCGAGGCAACCGAGGCACGAAAGUUACAAGAGGCAUUCAUUGAUUUCGUGUCUCACGAGAUGAGGAAUCCUCUGGGGGCAAUUACCCAGCUUGCAGAUGGGAUUGCUGCGUCUCUAGACGACUGGACUUCGUCAGAUCGGUCACCAGAGGCCACACACCAGCUGCUCAAGGAUAAUGUCGAAUAUGCAAAGACAAUAUUGCUGUGUGCUUCACACCAGAAACGUAUUGUCGAUGAUGUUCUAACACUGUCAAAAUUGGACUCUCAGCUUCUCUCCAUCACCCCAGUUGUGACCAAACCACAUGUUGUGGUCGAGUCGGUGUUGACCAUGUUUCGAGCAGAGUUUAAUACACAUUCGAUCACUGUUGAAAGCGCUGCAGACGACACAUUGGAGCGAUACAACGUCGACUGGGUUUGUGUAGAUCCAGUGCGGCUGACGCAGAUAUUCAUCAACCUCUUAACAAAUGCAAUCAAAUUCACAAAACUCGAAGCUGUCCGCAAAAUCACUAUCCGACGAUCAGUUUUCAUCGGCCAGCCGCCGCACAUGGACAAUAUCGUUUGGUUUCCUGCGAAGAAACAGAAGCGUCCACCUAUACAGUUUCCUCAGUGGGCAGAAGGCGAGCCGGUAAAUCUACUUUUCUCGGUCUCGGAUACAGGCAGGGGCUUGGAACAGGAGGAGAUGGCUCGACUAUUCCAUAGAUUUCAGCAAGGGACGAAGAAGACGCAUAUCAAAUAUGGUGGCUCUGGUCUUGGGCUUUUCAUCUCUCGCGAACUUACCGAAAACAUGGGAGGCGAAAUUGGAGUGAUCACUGAAAGGGGCAAAGGCAGCACUUUUGCAUUCUACGUACAAGCACGCCGAGCAGCCGCUCCUGACGACGAUGUGCGGGUGCCCCAAGCUCCAGACUCAUCAUCGAUGCCGCGGCGUACGUCUACCGCUCUCAAGGCGGACAUUCCGGUUAGAGGAUCUCCCAGCAUCACUCCAACCGAGCGGCCGCCUUCUGUGCUUCUUGUUGAAGACAACAUCAUCAAUGCGCAGGUCCUCACCAAACAGCUCGAAAGGGGAGGUUGCACAGUUUACAAUGCGAAUCACGGAAUUGAGGCCCUGGAUUUCCUCCCCCGAACAAGGGCGUGGCACGAUUAUCGACCGAUCCAAAUGGUCGAGACUCCUUCAUCCAACCUGGACGUUGAUAUCGAUUGCAUAUUGAUGGACGUGGAGAUGCCGGUGUUGGACGGCUUAACGUGUACCAAGCGCAUACGGGAGCUGGAGCGAAAGGGAAAGUUGAGGCGACAUAUCCACAUCAUUGCGAUCACCGCGAACGCCCGGGCAGAGCAGAUUGAUGCGGCUUUUGAGGCAGGUGUCGAUGACAUCCUCCCCAAGCCAUUCCGCGUCGUGGAACUGCUGGAGAAAAUCGAGAACAACAGGAAGAAGGGCAAAAUUCCGAUCGAUGGUGAAUAG
Messenger RNA from Fonsecaea monophora, 2601 nucleotides. RefSeq lists its product as hypothetical. Gene Ontology annotation, molecular function: protein binding; phosphorelay sensor kinase activity. Gene Ontology annotation, biological process: phosphorylation; phosphorelay signal transduction system. The transcript is spliced from 2 exons. The coding region runs from base 1 to 2601 and encodes 866 amino acids. The record is from RefSeq and is a predicted model, not a curated record. Lineage: Eukaryota; Fungi; Ascomycota; Eurotiomycetes; Chaetothyriales; Herpotrichiellaceae.